This is a messenger RNA of Achroia grisella, 1860 nucleotides long. It is a transcript of the gene Pka-C1, whose product is annotated as cAMP-dependent protein kinase catalytic subunit 1. Gene Ontology annotation, cellular component: cAMP-dependent protein kinase complex; nucleus. The transcript has a single exon. Bases 315 to 1376 code for a protein of 353 amino acids. Gene Ontology annotation, molecular function: cAMP-dependent protein kinase activity; ATP binding. Lineage: Eukaryota; Metazoa; Arthropoda; Insecta; Lepidoptera; Pyralidae. Gene Ontology annotation, biological process: peptidyl-serine phosphorylation. The record is from RefSeq and is a predicted model, not a curated record.
CCCGUGAGCAAGUCGUCGCUCGAUCUCGCUCUGUCGAUCGAGUCCGGUUGUGGAAGCCAUUUUAUUCUUGUGAAUUUGACAAAUUAUUUUUGGAAUUUUCGUAUGCAGUUAUAGUGUCAAUGUGUGCCUGUUUCGAUCGAGUGUCUUUUGUAACGUGUGAUUGUGCACUAAAUAGAAUGUACGAGUUUCAAAUCGGUUUGUGUUGACCUGCCCCGUUUCUUACGCGGUCGCAGGCAGGCAUCGAUUAGUGCAACAAACAAGGCGGCCUCUAAUAACGGCGAGUCGAGGCUUUGGACUAGUUUGUGGUGUGCGCCAUGGGCAAUAAUGCUGCCACCGCUAACAAGAAGGUGGACGCCGCCGAAAGCGUCAAGGAGUUCCUCGAUCAGGCCAAAGAAGAUUUCGAGGAGAAAUGGAAGAAAAAUCCUACCAACACCGCCGGACUGAAUGAUUUCGAGCGGAUAAAAACUCUCGGCACAGGCUCCUUUGGCCGGGUUAUGAUAGUCCAACACAAACCGACAAAAGAAUAUUAUGCUAUGAAAAUAUUAGAUAAGCAGAAAGUGGUAAAAUUGAAGCAGGUAGAGCAUACACUUAACGAGAAACGUAUCCUGCAGGCUAUCAAUUUCCCGUUCUUGGUGAGCCUCAAGUUCCAUUUCAAGGACAACUCUAAUUUGUACAUGGUGUUGGAGUACGUGCCCGGUGGUGAGAUGUUCUCGCACCUACGUAAGGUAGGUCGAUUCUCAGAACCGCACUCACGUUUCUACGCGGCACAGAUCGUGUUAGCCUUCGAAUACCUUCACUACCUCGAUCUCAUUUAUCGGGACCUGAAGCCCGAGAACUUGUUGAUCGACUCGCAGGGCUACCUGAAAGUGACUGAUUUUGGUUUUGCGAAGCGUGUCAAGGGUCGUACGUGGACAUUGUGCGGUACUCCCGAGUACCUCGCCCCUGAGAUCAUCCUCUCCAAAGGAUACAAUAAAGCUGUGGACUGGUGGGCGCUCGGUGUCCUCGUGUACGAAAUGGCCGCUGGAUACCCGCCUUUCUUUGCAGACCAACCCAUACAGAUCUAUGAGAAAAUUGUAUCCGGUAAAGUGCGUUUCCCGUCACACUUUGGUUCAGAUCUGAAAGAUCUCUUACGCAAUCUACUGCAGGUAGACUUGACGAAGCGUUAUGGCAAUUUGAAGGCGGGUGUGAAUGACAUCAAAGGCCACAAAUGGUUUGCGAGCACUGACUGGAUAGCUGUUUUCCAGAAAAGGAUUGAGGCACCAUUCAUUCCGCGCUGCAAGGGUCCCGGUGACACUAGUAACUUUGAUGAUUAUGAGGAGGAGGCGCUGCGUAUCUCAUCAACUGAGAAGUGUGCGAAGGAGUUUGCCGAGUUCUGAGCGCAUAGUUGGUGCCUGCGAGCGGACACUACCGUGAGUAGGUGUUUUGUAUUAGUGAAUCUUCCGUGACAAUGUGGUCGUGGAAUGGUGACGAGUGCAUCUGAAUGCCAGCUGCUUUGGGUGAUCAUAGACGCUGAAGCGGCCCCGAGUUGGCACUCUAGAUGAAUCAGUUGGAGUGUAAGCGAGAUGUUUGUAGUACUGAUUUCCGAUAUUUCGGUGGCGUUCAUUUGCUUAGUGCCCUUUCAAGUUGACGUAUAAUAGACCAGGUAGGAGUUGAAGUGAUCCUUGUACUGAUGAUAUUCCCCAAAACAAUUAAGUCACUCAUACACUCAUCAGAGCCUCUUAGUGUCUGAUAUUGAAUUUCAUUUUCUACAAUAUGUAACAGAAUUAACAUAUUUGUAUUAUAUGUACUCAUAUUAGAAAAACUUUGUUUCUUGCUUAGCCCAAUUCUACAUUAAAAUAUAUAUUAUGUCGCAAAUAUAGA